Microthlaspi erraticum is the source of this 1875-nucleotide messenger RNA. The record is from the annotation of a GenBank genome assembly. NCBI's taxonomy places the organism in Eukaryota, Viridiplantae, Streptophyta, Magnoliopsida, Brassicales, Brassicaceae.
AUGUUUAACUGUAUGAGACUAUUUCAUCGAACCUUGUCGUCGUUUUCCAGCUCUGCUCUUCAACCUCUCCUUCCGAUUCCUCAACUAUGCGCCAACGGUCGUCUUCAAGAAGCCUUGCUGGAGAUGGCGGUUUUAGGUCCCGAGAUGGGGUUCCAUGGUUACGACGCCUUGUUGAAGGCGUGCUUGGAGAAAAGGGCUCUUAGAGAAGGUCAGAGAGUCCACGCCCACAUGAUCAAAACCCAUUACCUCCCCGCGACCUACCUCCGAACUCGUCUGCUCUUUUUCUACGGUAAAUGCGAUCGCUUGGAAGACGCAAGGAAAGUGCUCGACGAAAUGCCUGAGAAGAAUGUCGUCUCAUGGACUGCUAUGAUCUCUCGUUACUCUCAAACUCGGAACUCUUCAGAGGCUCUUUGCGUUUUCGCGGAGAUGAUGAGAGCAGAUGGGAAGCCAAAUGAGUUCACUUUCGCCACUGUUCUCACCUCUUCUGGGUUAUCACUUGGUAAGCAAAUCCAUGGACUCGUAAUCAAGUGGAGUUACGAUUCUCACAUUUUCGUUGGAAGCUCUCUCCUUGACAUGUAUGCCAAAGCUGGUGAGAUCGAAGAAGCUCGCGAGGUUUUCGAAUGUUUACCUGAGAGAGAUGUUGUCUCGUGUACCGCUAUCAUCGCUGGCUAUGCGCAGUUAGGUCUUGACGAAGAAGCUUUACAAGUGUUCCAGAAGCUGCAGAGUGAAGGAAUGAGUCCGAAUUACGUCACUUACGCUAGCGUUCUAACGUCAUUAUCUGGACUUGCUUUGUUGGAUCACGGCAAGCAAGCUCAUUGCCAUGUUCUGAGACGUGAGCUUCCUUUUUCCGCUGUUCUUCAGAACUCUCUGAUCGAUAUGUAUGCGAAAUGUGGGAGUCUCUCUUACGCUCGUAGGGUUUUUGACAACAUGCCUGAGAGGACAGUGAUUUCUUGGAACGCCAUGCUUGUGGGAUAUAGUAAACAUGGUUUAGGGAAAGAAGUCCUUGAGCUCUUCAAGAUGAUGAGGGAUGGUGAGAAGAGAGCGAAGCCUGAUGGAGUUACUCUCUUGGCAGUUUUGUCUGGCUGCAGCCAUGGAAGAAUGGAAGACGCAGGGCUAAGUAUCUUUGAUGGAAUGGUAGCUGGAGGUUACGGGGUUAAGCCUGACAUUGAGCAUUAUGGUUGCAUCGUUGACAUGCUUGGCCGUGCUGGUAGGAUUGAGGAGGCUUUUGAGUUCGUCAAAGGAAUGCCAUUUGAGCCAACUGCUGGUGUUUUGGGCUCUCUUUUAGGAGCUUGCAGGGCUCAUUCGUCUGUAGAGAUUGGAGAGUAUGUAGGUCGUAGGCUGAUUGAGAUUGAACCAGAGAAUUCGGGUAACUACGUCAUUCUCUCCAACUUGUAUGCUGCUGCAGGAAGAUGGGAAGAUGUAAACAGUUUAAGAGGGUUGAUGAUGGAGAAAGCUGUUACGAAAGAACCAGGGAGAAGCUGGAUGCAACACGAGCAAACCUUGCAUUACUUCCACGCGAAUGACCGUACUCAUCCGAGAAGGGAAGAUGUGUUUGCUAAACUGAAAGAUAUGUUGAUAAGGAUGAAGCAAGCUGGUUAUGUUCCUGAUCUUAGCUGUGUGUUGUAUGAUGUGGAUGAAGAGCAGAAGGAGAAGAUGUUGCUUGGCCACAGUGAGAAACUUGCCUUGACUUUUGGGUUGAUUGCUACUGGCGAUGGGACUCCGAUUCGAGUUUUCAAGAAUCUACGUAUAUGCGUUGAUUGUCAUAACUUUGCCAAGAUCUUCUCGAAAGUUUUCGAAAGAGAAGUUUCAUUGAGAGACAAAAACCGGUUCCAUCAGAUUGUCGGAGGAAUAUGUUCCUGUGGAGAUUACUGGUGA